Messenger RNA from Rubroshorea leprosula, 583 nucleotides. The record is from the annotation of a GenBank genome assembly. NCBI's taxonomy places the organism in Eukaryota, Viridiplantae, Streptophyta, Magnoliopsida, Malvales, Dipterocarpaceae.
GCUACGUACGGAUAGUAGUAGCCGCAGAAUGGGUGGAGGUGGUGGCAUUGUGAAGAAGAUAUGGUGCUGUGGAGCCAAGAGUUUCCCCUCAUCAGAGGUGGAGGAUGUGCCGGAGGGUCAUGUGCGGGUUUACGUGGGGAAAGACAUCAAGUGCAAAUUCGAGAUGGAAGCCAACUUUCUCAAUCAUCCUCUCUUUGAGAGCCUGCUUCGUCUCUCCGAGGAAGAAUUUGGUUAUUCCUAUGAUGGUGCCCUUAGGAUAGCCUGCGAGAUCGAUCUCUUCCAGUACCUUGUCCAUCUUCUCAAGACCAGUAAUCCCUCUGUCCAUUAUAUGGAUCUUUCUGAUCUCAUUUCCAAGUUCUAUGCAUCAAACGCUGCUGCUCCUCCUCAACAAUAAUGUAUACAUACAUACAUACAUAUAUAUAUAUAUAUAUAUGCAUUCAUCAUUCUUUUUCCUCUUUUCCACCAGAGUCUCUCUCCGGACUGAAGCCUUUGGGUUUUUGGCGGCUCCUCUCCGACCCUUUGUACUUUUUCCAAUACCAUAAGCAUAGGGUUUCCCUUUGCUUAAUUAAUUGAAUUAUAGAGA